Messenger RNA from Linum trigynum, 1320 nucleotides. The record is from the annotation of a GenBank genome assembly. NCBI's taxonomy places the organism in Eukaryota, Viridiplantae, Streptophyta, Magnoliopsida, Malpighiales, Linaceae.
AUGGAUGAGGGAGUUUCUCUGAGCAGGCAUACUUUCGCCAUUGUCCUUCUUCUUCUGCUGCUUCUGAGUUUUGAAGGAUGCAAUUCCAUGGAACCUUUGCUCCCAGAGUUAUCUCCUAAUGCAGCUCCUCAGCCAUUUCUUCCUCUCCUGGCACCUUCCCCUCUGACUCCUUUCACAAAAAACACAAUUCCACGACUAUCAGGAGAGUGUGCAUUGAACUUUACUGCCGCUGAGAGCAUGAUGAGCACAACAUCGAUUGAUUGUUGGGCAUUCUUUGCGCCACUUCUGGCCAAUGUCAUGUGUUGUCCUCAGUUGGAAGCUACACUCACUAUUCUCAUAGGCCAAGCUAGUAAAGCCAGCAAUGUGCUGGCUCUAAGUGGCAGUGCAUCGAAGUACUGCCUUUCCGAUAUUGAGCAGAUCUUGAUUGGUCAGGGUGCUGCUGAGAAUCUGAGGAGGAUAUGCUCCAUUCAUCCGUCGAAUCUCACCAAAGGGUCAUGUCCUGUUAGAGAAGUGGAUGACUUUGAGAAAUCUGUGGAAUCUGAAAAGCUCCUUGCUGCUUGCCAAAAUAUCGAUCCCGUGAAGGAAUGUUGUGAGCAAGUUUGUCAAAAUGCCAUUUCUGAAGCUGCUGAAAAGAUCGCGGCAAAGGCUUCUCAAGUUUUGACUCUCAAUGGUCCCGGUACUGUACCUAGGAACUCAUCAACUGUAGUUCAUGAUUGCAAGAGGAUCGUCUUAAGAUGGCUUGCUAGUAAACUGGAUCCUUCAAGAGCAAAGGAGGUUCUCAGGGGGCUUACCAAUUGCAAAGUGAACAAAGUUUGCCCGCUGAUUUUCCCUGACAUGAAACAUGUCACCAAGGAAUGUAGCAACACGAUGCGAAACCAGACAGAAUGUUGUCAAGCCAUGGAGAGCUAUGUGUCUCACUUACAGAAGCAGAGCCUCAUUACAAAUCUUCAAGCUUUAGAUUGCUCUACAACGCUUGCUAUGAAGCUGCGAAAUUCAAACAUCACAAGUGAUAUUUAUAGCCUUUGUCACAUAACUCUCAAAGAUUUCUCACUCCAAGAAUCUGGAUGCCUUCUGCCAAGUUUGCCCUCUGAUGCAACAUUUGACCAGUCUUCUGGGAUCAGCUUCAUCUGUGAUCUGAAUGACAAUAUUCCAGCGCCAUGGCCCACUUCUUCACAGUUAUCAGCAUCGUCGUGCAAUAAAACUACCAAACUCCCAGCACUUCCAGCUGCUGCUUCUUCUGCUCAAAGUGGCCUGUACCACAGGGGAGUGUUCUUUCUCAUGUUGUUUCUAACUUCAACAGCCACCGCUGUGCUCUUAUGA